CUGUCGCAUUCUUCUGCAUACCUCGAGCAAGAAGUUCGUGCACAGCAACUAAGCAAGCAACCACUCGAUCCACUCCUAAAGUUGCUACCACAGCAACAUCCACUAAGAUGCCUGCAAUCCCUCAAGGAAAGAGCGCCGUCACGCAAAAGAACGACGACGAUGUCGUCAUCGUCUCAGCUCUUCGCACAGCCAUCACCAGGGCAAAGAAGGGCGGUCUCGCUCAGUGUUGCCCGGAGGAGAUGCUGGGCAACGUCCUCAAGGCAGUUCUUGCGCAAAGCAAGAUCGACCCGAAGCUGAUCCAGGACGUCGCCGUCGGUAACGUCCUACCGCCCGGCGGCGGCGCGACGCAGGCGAGGCAGGCUGCGCUCUGGGCCGGUAUUCCCAACACGGCCGCCGUCAUGAGUCUAAACAGGCAGUGCAGCAGUGGCCUACAGGCCGUCAACCAGAUUGCCACCGCCAUCAGCACCGGCCAGAUUGACAUUGGCAUCGGCGCCGGUGUCGAAAGCAUGACUCUCAACUACGGCGCUGGUGUGAUGCCGGAGAAAAUGUCAGACCGAGUCGCGGAGAACGAAGAGGCGGCGGACUGCCUGAUGCCGAUGGGUAUCACGUCCGAGAACGUCGCCAAGGAGUAUGGCAUCUCGCGCGCGGCACAGGACAAGUUUGCUGCGCAGUCGCAGAUCAAGGCUGACGCCGCGCAAAAGGCGGGAAAGUUCCAAUCCGAGAUCGUCAUCGUCAAGUAUACCGACGACGACGGCAACGAGCGCGUCGUCGACCGCGACGAUGGCGUGCGCAGUGGCGUCACAGCGGAGUCGCUCGCAAAGCUCAAGCCCGCCUUUGCCAAGGACGGCGCCACACAUGCCGGCAACGCCUCCCAAGUCUCCGACGGCGCCGCCGCCGUCCUACUCGCCCGCCGCUCCGUUGCAAACAAGCUCGGUCUCCCCGUUCUUGCCAAGUUUGUCUCGGCCGCCGUCGUCGGCGUCCCGCCCAGGGUCAUGGGCAUCGGCCCCGCUUUUGCCAUCCCGCGCGUCCUUGAGCUGACCGGCCUGUCCAAGGACGAUAUUGAGAUCUGGGAGAUUAAUGAAGCAUUCGCCUCGCAGGCCCUCAUGUCUAUUGAGCACGUCGGAAUACCCUAUGAAAAGGUGAAUCCGAACGGAGGUGCCAUCGCGCUCGGACAUCCCCUCGGCUGCACCGGUGCCCGUCAGAUUGCCACAGCAUUGGCGGAAGCGAAGCGCGAAAAGAAGAAGCUUAUUUGCACGAGCAUGUGCAUCGGCACAGGUAUGGGCAUGGCCUCGAUUAUUGUGAACGAGCAGUGAGGCGAGAUCGUGUUAAAGCUCCCAUGUAUUGAUCGAUCGCACGAAUCAGAACACCGAGAAACGCGGGGGAUCCAUGUCAAUAGAUGGAAUCGGAUUCUC
Messenger RNA from Tilletiaria anomala UBC 951, 1412 nucleotides. Its product is annotated as thiolase. The record is from RefSeq and is a predicted model, not a curated record. Gene Ontology annotation, molecular function: acetyl-CoA C-acyltransferase activity. Gene Ontology annotation, biological process: fatty acid beta-oxidation; phenylacetate catabolic process. Gene Ontology annotation, cellular component: peroxisome. The transcript has 4 exons. Bases 108 to 1313 code for a protein of 401 amino acids. NCBI's taxonomy places the organism in Eukaryota, Fungi, Basidiomycota, Exobasidiomycetes, Georgefischeriales, Tilletiariaceae.